UCAAGAAGACACCAUGAAAUUCCUCCUUCUGGCUUUCACCAUCUUCACAGGGUCCCAAGCAUAUGUUCUCCGAGAUGAGCAGUAUCCGCACCUGGCCCAGUUUAACCGUGACAUCAUAGACUACCUGAAAAAUAUCACCUUGCUAGUGAAUGAAAAAAUUGAUGACAUCCGAAGACUGGAGCUCAGCCAGUCACUGCUAGACCGGCUUCACAACACCUACUUGGAAAUCAGCAAGCGCGUGAAUUACUUGGAGUCUAAAUUGCCUCCUGAGGUUACAAAAACAUAUGAUUUGGCAGUUGGGGUGUCUCUGGGCUUGGUGGAGAAAGGUAUUAAUGUCUUAAGCCACUUGAAGAGACAAGUGACACCAGUCACAGACAAGGUGGCUGAAUCUCUGUACUCCAUCAUGGCCCCCUUUGCAAACUCAGUCCUGGAAAAGGUGGGUCCCUACACAGAGGCCCUGCGCCGUGCCCUCAUCAGCCGAGUUAAAGGGCUGAACCCCAGGCUGUCUGAGAAGCUAAAGAAGCAACUGCAAAGGUUGACCAAAGAGUUGGCUCCAUUAGUCCAAACCCUCCAGAAUCAGUUGCAAGAAUUCCAGGCUUCCUUAGAACCUUGCACCGACCAUAUCCAGGAGAAAUUCAAGGAAGGCAUGGAGAGAAUCAACCAGCAUUUGCAGCCAUACGUGGCUCCGAUUCUUGAGACCCUUGAAAAAUACACCAAAGAGUUUAAGAAUUGGGUUGACUCCCCAGAUCUGUGACAAUCAUUUUUCUGCAAGCAAAGGCAAGUAGAACCUUGGUUGAUCCCUACUGAGAAAUCA
Messenger RNA from Candoia aspera, 814 nucleotides. Its product is annotated as apolipoprotein A-IV-like. The coding region runs from base 14 to 754 and encodes 246 amino acids. The record is from RefSeq and is a predicted model, not a curated record. NCBI's taxonomy places the organism in Eukaryota, Metazoa, Chordata, Lepidosauria, Squamata, Candoiidae. The transcript is spliced from 3 exons.